AUGACGCGGAGGGUGGAAACGAAACGAGAGGAGGCCGCUGCGUUCGCUGUCGCCGUCGUCGGCCUCACUGGCCCCAGCCUCUGCUACGAGUGCCUGCAAUGCAAGGAUGAUCCAAACGGGGUUGUUAGAUUCAGCAGAACUUGGGAGCGCCUUGAUGAUUUGAGCAAAUCCAAGCACGGAACGGAACCAACCCAACCACUCCAGUCGAGACGAAACCUAAUCCGCACGGAAAGGUCGGUGGUGGCUAGUCAGGGUGCUCAGGGUCAGAGGAGAAGACAGUGA
Miscanthus lutarioriparius is the source of this 282-nucleotide messenger RNA. Lineage: Eukaryota; Viridiplantae; Streptophyta; Magnoliopsida; Poales; Poaceae. The record is from the annotation of a GenBank genome assembly.